This is a messenger RNA of Verticillium alfalfae VaMs.102, 696 nucleotides long. RefSeq lists its product as hypothetical. The transcript has 4 exons. The record is from RefSeq and is a predicted model, not a curated record. Lineage: Eukaryota; Fungi; Ascomycota; Sordariomycetes; Glomerellales; Plectosphaerellaceae. The coding region runs from base 1 to 696 and encodes 231 amino acids.
AUGCUGCCUAUCUCCUACAGAACUGCUACUUCAUCCGCCGUCUACAAGACUCGAUGGGGGAUUAUUACCAACGGCAAGAUCACAACAUUUGAUCGUCCGCUUACAGAUACUUUCUAUAGAUUUCACCGCCCCGGCCGUCUUCCCUGCGUUCGCGAUCUCCCUCUCGGUCCAACGUCCCCCCUCCGCCAUCCAAGAAGUCCAAUGACCCGCCACCCUACGCGCCGGGCGGACCGGCCCGAACGCGGCAGCGCGGCCCACCCGACGCUCAUCGCGACAGACCGCGCGGGCGCCGACUUUGCCAUCACCUUCGAGGACCGCGGCAUCGACCUCCGCCCCGUCAAGAGCGGCUGGACCGUCGUCGUGCCGGGCGCCACGCGCACGAGCCCGGCCGAGGGCAAGCGCGGCUUCGUGCGCGUCGGCGAGGGCCGGGGCACGGGCGUGCACUACCUGCCGGCGGGGCUCGAGAGGGUGCUCGACCUCGGGCGGCAGCUCGGCGAGGCGGCGCGCGGGGGCGAGGCGGCGGUCUGCGCGGGGUGCGAGAAGGAGGAGACGGAGGGGGAUGUGCUCAUGCGAUGCACGGGUUGUGGGCGCGCGAGGUAUUGCAGCAAGGUGUGUCAGAAGAAGGACUGGGGUGAGGGCGGGCACAAGGUGGACUGCAAGGUGUUCAAGGCCAUGGCCGUCACUUGGGGGGCCUGA